CUCCUUCCGGGAUAGGCCACAGUUGUGAGGGACGACGGGAUAUGUGAUGAUGGUGACGUAUACAAAAUGGCGGAAGGAGGUAUUGAAGAUGUAGGAUGGCACACAGACUUGAUUUUAGCGCUGUCGAAACAGAAGGACCCCGAACGACUUCGUGAACUUUGCAAAGGUCGAAAGAUACCCGUUGAAAACAGAGCUGAUAUUUGGAAGGUGUGUUUGAACGUCGUUGGAAAGCCAGACGCAUUAUCAACAUGGGAUGGAAUGUUGGAUUUGAACGAACAAGAUGUGAUCAGAGAUGAUUGUAGGCGACAAUCCGGAAAGCUGCAUUUACCAGAAGAUGAAGUUGAAGAAGUAGCAAGAGACAUGGAAGGAAUUAUUACAUUUUACUGCAAGUCAAGYAAUGAGAAAUACAGGGCUACAAGUGGAUUUACUGAGAUUUUGGCUCCWUUAAUGAUGCUUGAUAUUCCAACAAGUGAUGUUUAUAACUGUUUUUACUCCAUGCUUUACAAGUUUAUCCCAAGGGAUUGUGUUCGAGAUGGCAAACCAUUUCAUUUACUUAGACUGCUACUGCAAUACCACGACCCUGAGCUGUGCUCCUUCUUAGACUCAAGAAAACUAUCACCAGAUUCAUAUAGUCAGACUUGGCUACGCAGUCUGAUGGUUGGUGUCUGUGAAGCUGAUGUAAUCCGUACUCUCUGGGAUGUAUAUCUACUUGAAUCAGACCCUUUUCUUGUCUUCUUCUUAGCUUUAGUUAUGGUUGUWAAUGCAAGAGAGCAAAUUUUAGAAAUGAAAAGUGAAAGUAAAGCAGAUAUUUUAGAAAUGAUUGCUUCAAUACCAGGCCAGCUUGAAGCUGAUGAUAUUGAAGAUUUUUGCUCACUWGCUCAAUAUUAUGCAUCACGAACACCACAGUCUUUCAGAAAGGACUACUAUAGUCAGCUUUUUGGAGUCAAAACUAUCAACUCAAACAGCAUUGCACAGGCCCUUUGUCUCCCAGUAUCUGUCACAGAACUAUUAGGAGCCAAUCAAUUAAAUAAUAGAGAUGGAGUAAGAUUUUUUGUUGUUGAUUGUCGGCCUGCAGAACAAUAUAACAAUGGUCAUUUGCCYACAGCCUUUCACUUGGAUGCAAAUCUGAUGUUACAAGCUCCAUCAGAGUUUGCCACAGCUGCCAAAGCAUUGUUUGCAACUCAGAAACAGUCCAUAGCUGCAGGGUCAGUAGCAGGAGGAGAACACUUGUGRUUCAUGGGAUCAGGACGAGAAGAAGAGGAUCAAUAUGUCCAUAUGGUUAUUGCAAACUUUUUACAGCGUAAAGCCAAGUAUGUCAGUCUUGCACGUGGUGGUUAUCAAGUACUUCACGACACACUAUCAGACGAUUUAUCUACUGGUCUUGCCGACCAUUCACUGCAAAGGUGCAUCGUUUGCACUCCUGAAGCUUAUUCUGAGGACGAGAGUUUCCAUGAACUUUCUCGAGGUGGAGAUCAAAGUCCUACAGACGCUAGACCCAGUCUAGUUGGGAUGUUAUCGUCUAAGCUGCUUUCAAAAGGAGCCAACGUUAAAGAAAAAUUAGGUCAUUUUAUAGCUGAAUCAAGCCAGCCAGUGGAAAGACAUGUGAGCAGUACGGACAAACAAAGUAAAUUAUAUCGAAACGAUAAGGUAAAACAGGUGUUCAGCAUUGACGACGACGACGAUGAUGGAGAUACUUGCAGUAUUUCUAGCUCCGAAGAAGAAGUUCGUAAAGAAACCGUAAAUCUCGACACGUGGUUAAAAAGAAAAGAUGUUUUAGCGUCAUAUAAAUGCAGUGAGGUUUUGUCUCAUGGCUACCUAGCACCAGGRUAUAUUCUUCUGAUGGAAACACAUUUGUAUGUAUUACGAGAACUUAACAAACGACCAGGCUGGGCUCACAUCCAACAUCGGCAUGAUUUAGGUAGUGUAGUCAAGAUCACGUCCAAAAGAAAGCAUCCUGAUCUUAUAACCUUCAAAUAUGGUACCUACGACCAGGAAAACAUUGAAGUCAAGUCAGUGGAGAGAUAUCUUAUACCAGGUGCACAAAAAGCCACCAAGAAAAUUAAGGAAAGAAUUCUGAAGAUUAUUGGAGAAUAGAUUGGACCAGAGUUUUUAAACUCUUUUUCGGACACACUUCAGCGUCCUGAUGCAUGGUCUACCAGUAAUUGCGAUAUCAUUGUGGAAUGGUUUUGGAACAAUUCUGUGAACUGUCUAAUUGAGAAAGACAUUUAACAAACACAGUAUUGAUAUUAAUAAUUAGAGUAAAGCUUGAUGCAGUUUCUAUUCUUCUUACAAACACAGGAAACCCAACCUAAGGUUGUAACAUGAUAAAAAUAUGAACAUAAAGAUGAAUACACCAGAUUAUCUUAUCAUAAGAAAUAGUAGUAUGGUAUUCAAAGUUAUUUGCCUCCGGCUUAGUCAUCAGAUGAUAUUUGGAUAUCCACUCAUAUGGACAAUUGAGAAUAUUAUAAAAUGUCCAUAUAUAAUAUARAUCAUAUAUCUCCUUUCUUACUGAAACUAGAUUGCAUUAUUUUUAGAUUUUCAAAUCUUUCUGUGUGAUUUAUGCUCCUAUAAAAGUAUAAUUCAAGUGCGGGUUAUGAWUAGCAUAUCACUUCUCUCAAGAAAAAGUAAUUAUUUGUAUAAAGUGGAUUCAUCAAUAAAUGCAUUCAAAAUGCCUUAGACAGUUUA
Messenger RNA from Exaiptasia diaphana, 2685 nucleotides. RefSeq names its product TBC1 domain family member 23. The record is from RefSeq and is a predicted model, not a curated record. Lineage: Eukaryota; Metazoa; Cnidaria; Anthozoa; Actiniaria; Aiptasiidae. Gene Ontology annotation, cellular component: trans-Golgi network. The transcript has 18 exons. Bases 67 to 2094 code for a protein of 675 amino acids. Gene Ontology annotation, biological process: retrograde transport, endosome to Golgi.